CUGGCUGGGCUCUCGGAACGGAAACAUUAACCGACAAGAUGAUGUCGCAGAUCGUGGUAUUUUUGCUUGCCGUUUUGGCAACACUGACUAACGGAGACGGGGGCUACGGACCCCCACCACCACCCCCUUGCUAUCCGAAGACAGAGUACGUCACCCAAUACCAAACUCAAUACCAGCAGGUACCAGUCUACUCCACGGUCUACAAACAGCAAAUCGUCCCCACCACGAUCUACCAAACCCAAUACCAAACGAAGUACCAAACCCAGUACCAGACUCAGUACGUACCCCAGUACGUCACAACCACCGUCUACCAGACGAAAGUCCAAUAUAAAACUCAGUACCAGACCCAGUACCAAACGCAAUACCAGACGCAAUACGUGACCCAGACCCAGUUCGUGCCUAAAUACAUCACGCAGACCCAGUACCAGACCCAGUACCUGACGCAGACCCAGUACCAGACCCAGUACAAGACGGAAUUUAGGCCCCAGUACAUCACCCAGACCCAGGUACAGUACCAGACCGUCUACAAGACCCAAACUGUGCCCCAGUACAUAACGGUCACGAAGACCGAGCAGAGUUAUAUGACAGUUUGUCCACAACCUUCCUAUGGCGGUUACGGAAAAUAAAAAUGUAUUUGUCAGAAUAGAAUGAUCUGUGAAAUUAUUAGUCAGUUUUAUUGCCAUAUCAGCAUUUCACUGUUUAUACUGGAGAGGGUUUACUGAAGAUGUUCUUGUACUGAACGAGGGAAAAUUAUACAUUCGAGAAAGAAAAA
Messenger RNA from Macrobrachium nipponense, 772 nucleotides. RefSeq lists its product as uncharacterized. NCBI's taxonomy places the organism in Eukaryota, Metazoa, Arthropoda, Malacostraca, Decapoda, Palaemonidae. The transcript is spliced from 3 exons. Bases 39 to 626 code for a protein of 195 amino acids. The record is from RefSeq and is a predicted model, not a curated record.